AUGAAGAACGGUACUCAUAUUUUACUGAAGUCUCAGACUGUGCCUGCUUGUCUUGGAAGACUUGUGAAGCGGAGCCCUUCUCCGACGCUUUGUCUGUCGAUUGCCUUGGAAGGGAGUUGUAUUUUUCUGUCGCCCUGUUACCGUGGAGGCCACGGCGUGCUGCUCUCCUGGGUCCUGAACGUCGAGCGCAACGGUGUGCGGGCACCUGCCGCUCUCCGUGGUGCUGAACGUGGGGCCGCCGCCACCUUUCUUUUUCCUUCACUAGCACUGAUGUCAAAAGCAAGUAUUGACAUGCGGAAAAGACUCUAUAACUCGAGAAGUUAUAAAGUAAUAUAUGCUUUGAACACUAAAAAUGAUGAACAUGAAGCUGCUAUCCAAGCCCUUAAGGAUGCUCAUGAGGAAGAAAUUCAGCAAAUUCUUGCAGAGACCAGAGAGAAGAUAUUGCAGUAUAAAAGUAAAGUUGCCGAAGAAAUGGAUCUCAAGAGAAAGAUACAAGUUUUAGAAGAGUCACUGGAAGAUCAUAAAAAGAUGAAACAUCAGGCCUUGACAGAAUUUGAAGCCUACAAAGAUAGAGUUGAAGAUAUGCAGCUUUGUGCAGAAGCUCAGCAUGUCCAACGUGUAGUGACCAUGUCAAGAGAAGUAGAAGAGAUCAGAAAGAAAUUUGAAGAAAGGCUACGAAGUUUCAUACAAUUGCAAGUGCAAUACGAGAAAGACAAACGUACGGCUCUGGAAGAUUUGAGAGCUGCCCACAGGCUUGAGAUUCAAGAACUUCUGAAGACUCAACAGAGUCAGAAUGCUACUUUAAGUAAGGGGCAAGAAAAGCUGGAGGAAUUGCACAGACUGGAGCUGGAAGACUUGAACAAUAAAGUUGAAGAGUUAAGGCUGGAAAGAAAAAAACUCAUUGAGGACUAUGAAGGGAAACUCAGCAAGGCCCAGUCCUUCUAUGAACAUGAACUUGAUUCUUUGAAAAGGUCUCAGCUCUUUACAGCAGAAAGUCUGCAUGCUUGCAAAGAAAAAGAAGUGGAGCUAAGAAAAGAAUUUCAGAACCAGGAAAGUAUUUUACGGAAGAAUCUGGGAAAGCUUAAAACUGAAUUGCAAAUGGUCCAGGAUGAAGCUGCCAGUCUAAGAGAAAAAUGCCAAAAACUUCAGGUGGCUCUAGGUACAGCAGAAAACAAUGUGCAGGUUCUUCAGAAACAGCUAGAUGAUGUGAAGGAGGAGGAGAUGUCAUUGUUAAGCAAACACAAAGAAGUGGAAAGUGAGCUAGCAGCUGCUAGAGAGCGCUUACAGCAGCAGGCCACUGAUCUUGUUCUCAAAGCCA
Molecule: messenger RNA, 1318 nt
Organism: Apaloderma vittatum (bar-tailed trogon)
Lineage: Eukaryota; Metazoa; Chordata; Aves; Trogoniformes; Trogonidae
Product: protein FAM184A-like
Exons: 4
Source: RefSeq, a predicted model, not a curated record